UGCUCUGUCAUUGGACGGUCCUCUCUCUUCACUUUCACUUUCGCUCCUCCCCUGCAACGCGCUUGCUACCGAUCGCGAGAGGGGCUUUACGUGUCCUGUUCUACCCCAAGAGUUUACCAAUAGGUUAUCUUAAUGGACUAUUUAUCGCUGCACAGCUCUUGUACGUUAUUAAUGGAAUGAAGAAAAGCCUGUAAAAUAGCGUGUAUUGACACAAUGAGUUGCCGUUCGGUGUUGAAAUCAAAAGUGAAAGUGAUUUGUUGUUAUUGUGUUCUCUGCUUUUGCAUUUAUUUUACCUCGUACUAUCCUUAAACUGUGGCUGUGACACCAAAAACACAGAAACCAGACUUCAUGAUGAUUACUGAAGUGAUUUUGUUUGGAUGCUUCCUGACGUGCGUUCGUGGCAAUGGUGUUGCAGACGUCGUACUUUCCUGUGCCCUGGUGGAGGAGGGAGUUGGACUGAGUGGAUUGGGGGGUGGCUCUCCUUUUACUCGGACUCCAGCCACUCUUGUCUUAAGAGACAUUGCAGUGUCUCCUGACGAAUCGCUUGAGACACUCACUCCGUUUGCCCCGCCUUCAAUCCCUGAUCCAGAUGCCAUCCUCAUAGAAACAAAAGUCUCAUCACCAGAGAUCCCCAAUGGAGCUGAGUUGCUCCAUGCGGACUGCAAUGAGCAGGAGGUGACCUGCGAAAUAAGCCGUUACUCCCCUCGUGGAUAUCAGGAAGGUUCAGAUCCAGCUUACUUCAUGGUGUCCCUUACUGUGGAAGGAGCUGAGUUCAGCUCUAUGCUGAUUCUGCAGACUUUGUUGGUGAAGAAGGACCAGUCGACCCUCAUACAAAAUAAACUGGGUCUGCCUCUUAGCCAGUCUGGAACCAUUUUGACUGAGGUAAUAUUUCUGGUGUUUUCCAACGUGAAGUCCGUUUCUGCCCCUCUGAGAGGUGAUGUUGUCCUCCACUGUGGCUUCAAGCAACAGGAGAUACCCCUAGCACAGGAGGUGGGCAUUGAAUGGCGACUGCAGCACAGGGGAAAAGGACAGAAAGUGCUUGACAUGAAGACAAGACUGGAUGAUGUAGAAGGGAGCACAAAGGUGCAUGAAGAACGGAGGGGCUCAAGCGUGGAUGCUGUACAGGUGGUCAGUAACGGUGAUGCCUCUGUGACUCUGACAAAGCUGAAGGUUGCUGAUGAGGGAACUUAUAUCUGUACAGUCAAUAUAGGCCCUUUCCACACCCAGCAGGUCAUCCAACUCCACAUUUCUCAACCACCACAUGUUGCCCUCUCAGAGGAGAAGUUGGUUUUGAAUACCCAGUCAUCUCAGACACUGAGCUGCCACGCCACAAAAUACUAUCCACUGGAUGUUCAGAUGGAGUGGUCUUUCCUCUCUCCUACAGACACGGAGCCUACAGUAUUUCCAGAUCAGGGCUCUCUGUCCAGCCAUCGACAGCAUGGUGAUGGAACUUAUUCCCUGUCAUCUCACCUCACUUUGCCCUCCACGGUCUCCCCUGGAACUAAAAUCACCUGCAGGGUGUCCCACCUGGCCCUGGACAAUCCUGUCUCUGUCAGUCUGGUGGUCGAAAGUCCACAGCCAGAUUCCUAUUGGUGGGUUCUGGGCUUCCUGAUCAUCACUGUGCUUUUCUUCUACCAGGUCAUGCGAUAAGUCAGUAGGAGAGAUUCUUGUAGAUCAUCCUGACUUGAAACUGAACCCAGAAAAACUUUCUGUCUUUGUGUCAUUUGUGAGUCUGAAAAUUAAUAAUGAUUUCGUUUGAAGCUCUCAUCAGUUUUUCUUUUAACUUUUCUUGUCUUCUGCUGAACUAAAAAUACAAAUCUGAGGAGAAAUCAACUGUUUUUAAAUAUGUGGCCGUAUAAUUUAUUUGCUUUGUAAAUUUGUUGUUAAGUAUGGUUGGUAGUGGUUUACUUAUGAAAAGUUGCAGAAAGCAGGUUUGGUUUAUGCAUUUCUGUAACGUAAUGUGAAUGUAUAUACAAUUAAGCACAACUAAUAUUUCUGCAGCUAUAAAACAGUUUGGGGUUUAAUGUUUGACUCAGUGUAUAUCAUGCAGCUUCAGUGAAAAAUCUGAACGUUAAGGAAGUUUAUUGUUUAUUCUUUUGGAAAGGCUUUUGUUGUUGUUGUGUUGAUAUCACUGGCACUAUUUUAAAUGUAGACUAUAUUUUCAUGGCU
Molecule: messenger RNA, 2169 nt
Organism: Scatophagus argus
Lineage: Eukaryota; Metazoa; Chordata; Actinopteri; Scatophagidae
Gene: tapbpl
Product: TAP binding protein like
Exons: 8
Coding region: 349-1650 (433 amino acids)
Biological process (GO): antigen processing and presentation of endogenous peptide antigen via MHC class I
Cellular component (GO): membrane
Source: RefSeq, a predicted model, not a curated record